This is a messenger RNA of Drechmeria coniospora, 867 nucleotides long. RefSeq lists its product as uncharacterized. Lineage: Eukaryota; Fungi; Ascomycota; Sordariomycetes; Hypocreales; Ophiocordycipitaceae. Gene Ontology annotation, cellular component: ESCRT-0 complex. Gene Ontology annotation, biological process: protein transport to vacuole involved in ubiquitin-dependent protein catabolic process via the multivesicular body sorting pathway. The transcript is spliced from 2 exons. The record is from RefSeq and is a predicted model, not a curated record. Bases 1 to 867 code for a protein of 288 amino acids. Gene Ontology annotation, molecular function: protein binding.
AUGGUGUCCGUCGACCGCCAUACGAUUAUGGAGGCCAACCGGUCGCUCCGCACCAUCAAGACGGAACUGGAAAAUCUGCUGGAAAAGGGCGUCAUCAACGACGCCGUCUUCGAGCAGAUCCACGGCGCCUUGCCGGAAGAAUCGCCCCUUUCCGGCCCCCUCCGCACCUCGACAUCGGCGACGGCCACGACGACGGCGGCGCCGACGGUGACGGCAGCGAACAGCACCUUGUCGCCCGCGCCCGGUCCCGGCACGCCCGUGUCGAGCGUCAACGGCGAAGGCGGCAGGCAACCCUCGCCCAUGCUGGGCUCCAACGGCGGAGCCGGCCAGCCGUGCCCGUCUCCGGCACCGCCGUCGUACGAGGCCACGCCGCCGCCGAACCCGCCCCUCCGCGACGCGAGGCCCGCCAUCGCCCACGCGCGGGCGCUCUACCGCUACAGCGCCUCGGACGCGCGCGACAUGGCAUUUGAAAAGGACGACAGGAUUGCCGUGCACGAGUACAUGAACCAGGACUGGUGGAUGGGCCAAAACCUCCGCACGGGCCAGCAGGGCAUCUUCCCCCGCAACUACGUCCUCGUCGAGACCGAGCAGAAGACGGUCGCCGGCCUUCCCUACCGACCGCCGCCGCAGCAAAUGUACGCGCAGGGUCCGCCGCCGCCGCCGCAGCAGCAGAACCCGUACAACGCCCACGUACCGCCGAUGGCCGUCGCCGAGGGAAGCCAGCAGCCGCCGCCGCCGCAGGAGCCGCAGCAGGGCGGCGGCAAGGCCGGCGAGCUGGGUAAGAAGUUUGGCAAGAAGCUGGGCAACGCUGCCAUCUUUGGCGCCGGCGCGACCAUUGGCGGAAACAUUGUCAACAGCAUCUUCUGA